GCUAUUACUAAUAUGAUACAGGGUCUUUGAUAUCCUCGCACCGAUGUAGGGGGAGCGGUCUCGGUGAUGCCGGUGGUGCCGGUGGUGCCGGUGCCAAGCACCGAGUUCUCAUUCCAACAUGCUUAUAGUGGCUCUGGCACUACAUCUAUCAACCCGCCUACUUCGAGCGCCCCACCUACCAAUGGCAACUGCGCUACCCUGUAUGGACAGUGCAGUGGACAGGGCUGGACUAGAGCCUGUUGCUGUGCUUCUGGAACCUGCAAGGUUUCAAACCCGUGGUACUCCUAGUGCUUGUAAAUUCUCGAGCAUUCAAGUUUUAUAUAGUCAAGUGUAACGCUGAGUUCUAAACGAUAGAAGACACAGAGGUUUCUUGCGUAAGGUUGACUUCAGAGAGGAGGCAGGGGAUUAAACACAAAGGCUUUCUGUUACGGCUAAGUGCUAGUGCUAUGGCUAGCGCUUACGGCUGCAACCUCACGUGAUGCAUAACAUUGGAUAUCAUGGAUAUUAUGUUAUCCAUUUUAUCCACGGCAAUCCACGGAAUGUCAUGUGAUGGAUAACAUUGGAUGGAUAUCUUGGAUAUUAUGUUAUCCAUGUUAUCCACGGGGAUCCACAGAAUAUCAGGUGAUGGAUAACAUUGGAUAUCAUGAUAUCUUCAAUAUCCUACACCUAUGAGUCACAAGGCUAGUGCUUACAGCCACAACCCCACAUGAUGGAUAGCAGAGGAUAUCAUGGAUAUUUGUUAUCCAAAAUAUCCUUGAUAUCCCUUUGGCAGGACGCCACUAUAUAAGUAGAUAGUAUUUCCUUAGAUAGGAGCUUCGUGCUCACUCAAUAUAGUUUUCUUUACAAUCUGUAACGUGUUACUUGGAAAGCCUUUGUGUUUAAUCCCCUGCCUCCUCUGUCAAGUCAACCUUACGCAAGAAACCUCUGUGUCUUCUAUCGUUUAGAAGUCAGCGUUACAGUAGUCCCUUCCUAAAUGCUGUAUAUGUCCAUGUUGUUAGGACAUGUCCAAAUGCUCUUAACUUCGAUUCAAACGGAGGACAAAGAAGCAUUCCAUUACCGCUCAUCCUCCUACAGCGCAAAUCGCCUAAGCAGAUGCUCAAAAAGGCAAGCAGUUCUAAAGGCAGCUGUGUAUGCUAGGUUACUAAAGACAUAAAGAGUCUCACAGCCCUCCAUUACCUAUAGAUAGUUAGUAUAGUUAUGAGCAUAAGAGGGUACUUACUUGGAGGAUUGCUAUGUUGUAGCCAGACUGGCGCCACAUAGCCUAGUCAUUCACAGGGCCUGUGAAGGGGCUAACUAAGGAGCUGAUCAUGCCAUCUGGUGUGUAGAUGGCUUGCUAAUUGAUACCGUGUUGACGUUUAUGGCUAGAGUAUACAGCUCUCUAUGCCACAUUACUUCUAGGCAGCAAUGGCCUUAGAAGG
Pseudogymnoascus destructans is the source of this 1418-nucleotide messenger RNA. RefSeq lists its product as uncharacterized. Gene Ontology annotation, cellular component: extracellular region. Gene Ontology annotation, biological process: carbohydrate metabolic process. NCBI's taxonomy places the organism in Eukaryota, Fungi, Ascomycota, Leotiomycetes, Thelebolales, Thelebolaceae. The transcript is spliced from 2 exons. The coding region runs from base 67 to 288 and encodes 73 amino acids. Gene Ontology annotation, molecular function: cellulose binding. The record is from RefSeq and is a predicted model, not a curated record.